Malus domestica (apple) is the source of this 756-nucleotide messenger RNA. RefSeq lists its product as uncharacterized. Gene Ontology annotation, biological process: mitochondrial translation. Gene Ontology annotation, molecular function: structural constituent of ribosome. NCBI's taxonomy places the organism in Eukaryota, Viridiplantae, Streptophyta, Magnoliopsida, Rosales, Rosaceae. Gene Ontology annotation, cellular component: ribosome; mitochondrial large ribosomal subunit. The record is from RefSeq and is a predicted model, not a curated record.
GGAGUCUCUCUCCCCGCACCCAAAGCUGCACGCAGAGCUGCUCCAGUACCAGUCGUACCAAAUUCACAGAGAAGCCGAAAAAAUCAUUCACCAUGGGAAGCAGAUUGGGAAGGAGGGUAGUCCACUUCGCAAACCUACCCAUCAAGCUUCUGAUGCCCAACAACUUCACCAACAUCACAGAAAUCGCUCUCAAAACCAUCCCAUCGGCCUCCAAGAUCGAAAUCAAGCGCGUCAUGGAGUCCCUCUACGGAUUCCAGGUCGAGAAGGUCCGCACCCUCAACAUGGAGGGCAAGAAGAAGAAGCGUGGCGGUCUUCUCAUCGCAAAACCCGACUACAAGAAGGCCUACGUCACCCUCAAGGCUCCCCUCUCUCUCUCCCAGGACCUCUACCCCAUCGGAAUCGUCCAGCAGGACCGCAAGCAGCAGACAGCCAACCAGACCAAGUCCGCUGUCGUCGAAGAGGGCGAGACGGAGAAGCAUUGGCUUUACGGGAACAAGGAGCGGCAGCAGCAGCCGGCAGGCACUCGCAGGGGUAAGAACACCGGUAAGGGUUCGGCUGUUUUCGGCGACGGCUCCGCCAAGUUCCCGUGGAGCAACAUGAGGUUCCGCUAGGCAGGUUUGACGAGAUUUUAAGGUUUUUAUUCGGAGACUUUGAAUUUUAUGAUGUUUGAGGGUUUGAUAAAUUAUCGAGGACGGAACUUUAAUAGGCUUAUUAUGACAUAUGAUAUGAAAGAAAUGUCUUUUGUUUCGUUGAUAA